This is a messenger RNA of Struthio camelus australis, 2430 nucleotides long. The record is from RefSeq and is a predicted model, not a curated record. NCBI's taxonomy places the organism in Eukaryota, Metazoa, Chordata, Aves, Struthioniformes, Struthionidae.
GCGCCGGGGAGAAGAGCCUGAGGCAGUCCGUACCGCGGCUUCUGGCCUGCAACUGCAGCACUAGUGAAAACGCGCUUGGACUGUUUUUCUCUUGCCCGCUCCUCUUGCAGCAGCGCUGUGCUGGCGCGCAAGGGAAGGGAGCGAUCGCUGGGUUUGGACGCUGAAGAGCUUCCCUGACCUAUAGGGGAUCUACAGGAGUCAAGUUCUUUCCAUAAGUUCUCAAAGCGUCUUUGCUUUCUAGGAAAAAUGACUUCUGAAAGCAGUUCUUUCGUGAAAGGUGUGGUGUUAGGAGGAGUCUUCUGCGUGUUGGUUACGCUUCUGGGACACGUCAAGAUGGGCCAUGGCACUAAAGAACGUCACCACGAGCAUCAUCACAUUCAAGCUCCCAACAAAGAAGAUGUCUUAAAUCUUUCAGAAGGUGAACGUAUGGAGCUUAGUGAAAGUAUCCGUGUUUACUGUAUCAUCCUGGUGAGACCAAAAGAUCUCGGGCACUGGGCUGCCGUGAAGGAGACGUGGAGCAAGCACUGUGACAAGGCAGAGUUUUACAGCUCUGAAAAAGUUAAAGUAUUUGAUUCGGUAGCCCUCAAUACAAAUGAUAUGUGGAUGAUGAUGAGAAAAGCUUACAAAAUAACUUAUGAACGUUAUAAAAAUGAAUUCAACUGGUUCUUUCUUGCACAUCCAACAACGUUUGCCAUUAUUGAAAAUCUCAAAUAUUUCUUGCUGAAAAAAGACCCUUCACAGCCUUUUUAUAUAGGUCAUACUGUGAAAUCCGGUGACCUUGAGUACGUAGAUGGUGAUGGAGGAAUCGUCUUAAGCAUCGAAUCGCUAAGACGACUUUCCACUGUUUUUGAAGACUCUGACAAAUGUCCAGAGCAGGGAGGUAUGAUUUGGAAACUUUCUGAGGAUAAACAGCUGGCAGUUUGCCUGAAGUAUACUGGAGUGUUCGCUGAAAACGCAGAAGACUCAGAAGGAAAAGAUGUCUUUAAUACCAAAUCAGUCAGUGCUCUCAUUAAAGAGGCAAUGUCCAGUCACCCUCAGCAAGUGGUGGAAGGUUGCUGCUCAGACACGGCCAUCACCUUCAGCGGACUGGCCCCGAACCACAUGCACGUAAUGAUGUAUGGCGUUUACAGGCUGAGACCGUAUGGCCACACUUACAAUGAUGCCCUUGUCUUCUUACCACCUGCAGAUUCAGACAAUGACUGACGUCUCUUCAGAGAAGGCAUGUAACCAUGAAGUCUGCCCUUCCUGUGACAUGUGUCUGUACAGACUGAUUCAAUUUUUGUAUCUGAUGGUACUGGUGAACAUUUUGCACAUUGAGGUUUGGUAAUGCUUUUAAUUUUAGAAGUGGGAAGGAGAACUCUUUUCUAUAUCUUUUAUACAGAAACGUUUCUGGCUUUUGACAGUGCUGAAAUGAAACGCUAAAGGAAUUGUUCAUGUUUGUGAUAAAGGAAAUUAAAUUUAUAUGGGGUGUUUGUAUAUGUAAAUAUUUAUUAAUGAAAAAUCAAGUGAACCUUAGUCUACUGUUACAAAUAUAUUUUUGCAAGAUUUUGAUUCUUUUGAAUUCUUUCAGGCAUUUCUCCAAUGUCUUUCUAUCUUUCUAAGCUGUACCAAUAAAACUGACUACAAAUUCAUUAUCAAUGAUUAACUUUAAGCUAUUUCCUUUGCAUUAAGCUGUCAAACUCACUUUUUAUAGUCUCAAAUUUCAGUGGACUGUAGAAUCUUAGUUAGUGUUUGUGAACAAUGUGGAGGGAUGCUAUAUCUACUAAUUAAUCAUUGGAAUUGAUUUUUUGUGAAAAAUACUCAUCUUACCUUGUACUGUUGAAACUACUUUCUCUAACCUGUGGCACAGAUGAGGCUGAGCACGUUUCUGUGCCUUAUGUUCAGAUUAAGAACGCAGCAGACAAAAACGUAGAAAGUAGGGAGAAUAACCUGAAGCCACAACCCAAAACAUUUUCUUAAAAGAAAAGACUUAGGUAGCCACGAGGUAAGGCUUCAAAUACCCUUUUUCAUACAAGCAAAACCAUGUAUUAUUUUUAAAGGAAGAAAUACUGUUUACUGAAAAAAGCCUUGUGUUCUUUGGAGGAGUUGCAUAGCAGCAAAAGAACAAACUUAGUAUGUGCUACAUCAUGUACUCUCUCGGGGGGACUGCAACCAUGCAAGCGUUUAGACUAGAAAGUUAACAGUUUUAAGGAAGUAAAUCAAGUGCCUGGCAGUAGCAGUCAGGUGUCACUGUAAUCUGUGAACAUCCAAGACAACCAAAGCUUCUCACUUUUAGUUGUGAAAUAAAACUAUGCAUUCUCUUCACUGAACGUUACAAGAGACCGAGCAAGCUUUCUUCCUGUUAGGUGUUUACUGAUGGUUACAGGACUGACCUGGGCUCUUGGGUUGCCCAGCAUUGCUUGAUGCUUUGUUUUAACAUGCAAUUAAAAA